AAUAAAUUUAUAUCACCAUAGCUACAGCAAUUUGCUGACUGUGCUUACAUCGGCAUAUUUUUAGGAUUUGUAUCCAAGAUGGCUAACGCUUGCAGAAGAACGGUUUUUAGACAGCUAUUUGACUCCGAGUCAUGGACUUACACAUAUCUUCUUGGGUGCACAAAAACAGGAGAGGCGGUUCUUAUUGACCCAGUGGACAAACAGGUUGAAAGAGAUUUGAAGUAUGUUCAAGAACUUGGCCUUAAAUUGAAAUACGCCUUAAACACUCAUUGCCAUGCUGAUCAUGUGACAGGAACAGGUAUUUUGAAAACCUUGGUAUCUUGUAAAAGUAUGAUUUCAGCCCAGGCAGGGGCAAAGGCAGAUGUCUAUCUUCGUGACGGUGAUAUCAUCAAGUUUGGAGAGCAGUUUCUUGAGGCCAGGGAAACUCCAGGGCACACUGAUGGUUGCAUGACAUUUGUUGAUACAAAUGAAGGACGUGCCUUUACUGGAGAUGCUUUGCUCGUUAGAGCUUGUGGAAGGACUGACUUUCAACAAGGUGACCCAAGAGUUUUAUAUGACUCAGUGCACCAAAGGAUUCUAAGUCUUCCAAUGGACUACCUUCUCUAUCCAGCUCAUGACUAUAAAGGCUGCACUGUUACUAGUGUGAGAGAAGAGAAAUUGUACAAUCCACGUCUGACAAAGUCAAAGGAGGAAUUUGUUAACAUAAUGGAGAAUCUUGGACUAGCCAAGCCUAAAAAAAUAGAUGAAGCACUACCCUGGAACAUGAUGUGUGGACCAAGUCAACUUGGCCAAGUUGAAGCUGGGAGGCAGGAUAAAUGAGACACUUCAAUGGAGAAUUCUGACUGCUAAUGUAAUAUUGUAAACACUUUAAUUUGAAACUUGUUUAGAUAAUAUAAGAUAUUCUAUAGUAAAUAAGUUUGUUGUAUAUCUAGAAUGGAAAUCAAAUUUCAAUUUUUUUGGAACAAGAUAUAAAUGCUAGCUCAAGCUAGUUAAAAGU
Messenger RNA from Rhopilema esculentum, 997 nucleotides. RefSeq names its product persulfide dioxygenase ETHE1, mitochondrial. Gene Ontology annotation, biological process: hydrogen sulfide metabolic process; glutathione metabolic process. Gene Ontology annotation, molecular function: sulfur dioxygenase activity. The record is from RefSeq and is a predicted model, not a curated record. NCBI's taxonomy places the organism in Eukaryota, Metazoa, Cnidaria, Scyphozoa, Rhizostomeae, Rhizostomatidae. Gene Ontology annotation, cellular component: mitochondrion.